CUCAGGGGGCAGAAGGGAAGGGAAGAAAAGAACAAUUAAAAUUUAAAUAUAUAUAUUUAAAGGUGGUAGUGCUGGGGACUGAGAAGUUUUCAGUAGCCAGGUAUAUUCUAUUGCCGAAAUGAGUGUGUGUGUGUGUGUGUGUGUGUAUGUGUGUGUAACGUAACCAGGAAUGUUUGUCUGACAUGCAGCCUCGCGUUUAAUAGUUAAUGCGCUUCGGCUGGUUUAACAUGUCAAACUCCGAGAAAAAGUUGAUAGGGAGAAGCAAAAAGCUGUAAUUCCAGAGGAAAGGAGAGGCUGCCUAAUUUUGACCCAGCUCGUUAAUCUCCAUUGGAAAGUUUCUCGAAUCAGCUGGGGCACUAACAAGUCAAUUGGAUUCACCUGUAUUUCAAGCGUUUUGGGCAAAGAAAACCGUAGUGGAAAACCAGGAGCAGGCAGAAAGGUCGGUUAAGCUUAAGAGUUGGAAUAUAUAAAAUUCUCGAGUGUCAGGCAAGAAAUCUGAUAGUGAAUCAAGGCUACAUUUCAUCCAGUGAAGAAAAAAAAAAAAAAAAGAACUGUAUUUUCGUAACGGCACAGCCAGCAAGAUGAACGGCGCCUUGGAUCACUCAGACCAGCCAGACCCAGAUGCCAUUAAGAUGUUUGUGGGACAGAUCCCCAGGUCCUGGUCAGAAAAGGAGCUGAAAGAACUUUUUGAGCCUUACGGAGCCGUCUACCAGAUCAACGUCCUCCGGGACCGGAGUCAGAACCCUCCCCAGAGUAAAGGUUGUUGUUUCGUAACAUUUUAUACAAGAAAAGCUGCACUUGAGGCCCAGAAUGCACUGCACAAUAUUAAAACUUUACCUGGGAUGCAUCAUCCCAUUCAGAUGAAACCUGCAGAUAGUGAAAAGUCAAACGCUGUGGAAGACAGAAAAUUGUUCAUAGGAAUGGUUUCAAAGAAAUGUAAUGAGAAUGAUAUCAGGGUGAUGUUCUCUCCAUUCGGCCAGAUAGAAGAAUGCCGGAUCCUCCGGGGACCCGAUGGGCUGAGUCGAGGCUGUGCGUUUGUCACAUUUUCUACAAGGGCAAUGGCACAGAAUGCAAUCAAAGCCAUGCAUCAGUCUCAGACCAUGGAGGGCUGCUCCUCGCCCAUCGUGGUCAAGUUCGCCGACACUCAGAAGGACAAGGAGCAAAGGCGCCUGCAACAGCAGCUGGCCCAGCAGAUGCAGCAGCUCAACACUGCCACCUGGGGGAACCUGACAGGACUAGGUGGCCUCACCCCACAGUACCUGGCGCUUCUCCAGCAGGCCACCUCCUCCAGCAACCUGGGUGCGUUCAGCGGCAUUCAGCAGAUGGCUGGCAUGAAUGCUUUACAGCUGCAGAACCUGGCCACGCUGGCAGCUGCAGCAGCCGCAGCCCAGACCUCAGCCACCACCACCAACGCCAACCCUCUUUCUACCACGAGCAGCGCCCUGGGAGCCCUCACAAGCCCUGUGGCGGCUUCAACCCCCAACUCCACAGCUGGUGCGGCCAUGAAUUCUCUGACCUCUCUUGGGACUCUGCAAGGACUGGCGGGAGCCACUGUCGGGCUGAAUAAUAUCAAUGCACUAGCAGUUGCUCAAAUGCUCUCAGGUAUGGCGGCUCUGAAUGGAGGACUUGGCGCCACGGGUUUGACGAAUGGCACAGCGGGCACCAUGGACGCCCUCACGCAGGCCUACUCAGGGAUCCAGCAGUACGCGGCCGCAGCACUGCCCACUCUGUACAGCCAGAGCUUGCUGCAGCAGCAGAGCGCAGCGGGCAGCCAGAAGGAAGGUCCAGAGGGUGCAAACCUCUUUAUUUACCACCUUCCACAGGAGUUUGGAGACCAGGACAUUCUGCAGAUGUUCAUGCCAUUUGGAAAUGUUAUCUCUGCUAAAGUCUUCAUUGACAAACAGACCAAUCUGAGCAAGUGCUUUGGUUUUGUAAGCUACGACAAUCCAGUGUCUGCGCAAGCUGCUAUCCAGGCUAUGAAUGGCUUUCAGAUUGGCAUGAAACGCUUGAAGGUCCAGCUGAAGCGCUCCAAAAAUGACAGCAAACCUUACUGAUCCUAAACCCAGAGGCUCCCUGCUCUUAUUUUAGCUUUCUUAGGACAUCUUCAUGCCCGUUAGUUCACCGUUUGCCUAGCAUGUCCCUGUGGCGUCUCAAAAACAGUUUCAUCGUCCCGUCAUUGUUUCUGAUGUCUUUCUGACCUCACAUCAUAUUUGGUUCUCCUACUGACCUUUGAUCUAGUUUGAAAUUUGCAUGUGACCUCAUCUAGCUAUGAAUUCUGGGAAGUCAAUGUGAAAAACAUUGCUGCAUUCAUGCAAGACUGAAAUUUAUUAUUAGACAAAUUAACUAUAGAAGAAAAAACCUGUGGCAAAAAUGUUUUCUUUAUUAUUUUUUCUUUCUUUUCAUAAAACAGACUUGAAAGUAUUAUACAGGGAUUGGCAUUCUUCCCGGUCACUGGUAACAAUAGCAAUAUGUGUCCAGGGACACAGAAUGUUGGUUUCUAACAGACUACUUCCAAAAACAGUUUGAGAAAAAAAAAAACUGUCUGAUUUUAAGUCUCUAGAGGUCUGUAAUAGUUUUUACAUUUUUCAGGCAGUGUAAAGUUUUUUGAUAAGGCCAUUUUAGGUGGCUCACUUUCUCAUUAAGAUAUAUAUAUAGAACCACUUUUUGUAGAUUAGUAUAAGAAAAAUAUUUACCCUGUUUUGGGGCAAAUGCUACCUAUUUGUGUCACCUUUUGCUGAACUGACUCACAGUUAGACAAUCCAUGGUUUAAUGCACAUGAAAUUACCUAUAUUUUAUACUGUUUCAAUGUACAGGAGAAAGGUUACUGUAAGCUGUGUUACGUUGGUGCUUCUGUGACUUCAGUUGUGGUUUCAUCACGAGUCUUACAGUCUUAAUGUUCUUUGUUGAUAAGACAAGUUUAGAAUUGGUUUACUUAAAAGAAUUUCAAAAAAAAAAAAAAACAUUGUUUGCUUAAAAAUUUUUCACGUGAGGGAAAAAACUAUUCCAGAAUAAGUUUUGUGUUGGCUUGUAAAGCAUUGAUGUCAUUUUUUUAUUGUGGACUAUUUAGAUGUGUUUGUGUUCAGCAAAAUGUGAUUUUUUUUUCUUUUAAAGAAAAAAAGUGAAAAUAUAUAGUGCCAAAUUCCAAAGGUACUUCCUUCCUAGAGCUUCAGUGUGUUUCUUGUGAGAAGUAAUUUGAUAACAUGGGUAUUUUAUUAUGUGUUUUGUAUAAAUCCCUAAUAUUUAAAAAAAAAAGGUUAAAGUUUGUUAACUUGCUAUCCUGUGGUCUUGUUGCCUGAAAUUGUUAUUGUUUGUUAUUUCUCUGAUGUUUUUUGUAAGACAUUGUAUAAGGCCCAUGUCUCACUUUUCUAACCACUCUGCACAUCAGUGCUGUGAAGGCAACCUCCCAAUGUAUUUUCUUCAUACUCUAUGGAAACCUCUAAGGUGAGAAAGUUUUGAACUUUUAACCCUUUCUACCCAGAGCUAUCUGAAAUGUUGAUAACUUUUUAUACUGUCAUCAUUUUAGCUUGUUUUGGGGUGUUCCUAAUUUGGACUUCUUUUCCCUGCAUGUAUAUCUUGUUUGGGUUUUUUGUUAUCCUUUGAGAUCGAAAAGAAACCCUCCCAUUACUUUCCCAAGUUUAUUAUUUCUGGUCAUUUUUGAGGAAAAAAAUUCAGUGUGCUGCUGGAGUUCCCUCCUCAAUUUUACUUAAUUUAAAAACUUACUGAAUGAACCUUUGAGGGGGAAUGGUAGAUUUAGCACCUAAAUGAAAAAUCCUAUAGGCUUUUCAAAUACCUUCCAGUGAAACAAUCUUGUGAUACAGUUUUGAGGGGCUUUUUCCUUUUUUCUUCUAAUCAGCCAGUAUGCUGGGGAUUCUGACACCGGUGGGUACCUGAAUAAGCAAGGUGUCUGGGCUUAGAAAGUAAUCAUCCUUUUCCCUCUCUCUCUCUCUUUUCCUGCUCAGUUCUUGAUCAGAGUUACUACUGACCAAAUACCUAGCACCAGUUCCAGCUGCCACUUCUGAAAGUGCCAUGCUACUUUGACUUUUGUUUGAUUUGAAUAGAUCUGUCUUGACAAAUGCCCCAUCACCCCUCCAAUAGAAAUCCUUGCCUUUCUGAAAGCAGGCAGCUGGUCUCUCAGUUCCCAAGCUGCUGGCUCUCUUCCCUCCUUCUCCCUGGUUUACUGUGUGUGGAUGCAAUAGCCCUGGGGUGAGAAGGACUAGCCUCUUUAAUGAUGCAAAAAAAAAAAAAAAUUCCUCCUUAUAUAGCACAUGCACUUAUAACAAAAUUAUUUGUAUUAUCCUCACACGUGUUUACUACUGCUGGGGCCUUCCUUCAUCCUUUGAGGGCUAUUUUGUAUUUCCUGCAGCAAUCAGCCUAGUAACAAACCCACACAUGUGUCUCUUCUACCUGAUAAGGUGGUGUGUGUGUAGAGAAACACAAGAGCGCACCAGCUGAAGCUCUCGUUAUUUUAUCCCCCACUUCUCCACUGAUGAGUUACACACACCUCCAGAAAAGGUUUCCAGUUUCCUCACUGCACAAACUGCUCUGCUCUCCCCUCCCCAGGACCCUGAGUGCAGCUGAUGGGUGGCUGCUACAGACACCCCAGGCAAGGUCAGUUAGGAGGGAAGUCCUUUUCCUGGUUUGCUUGGGAUUUUUAGUUUUAUUUAUUUACACAUCUCAUUUGAAAAAGAUAACCCUCUUAAGAGACAAGCUGUCCUUUUAUUCAUAGUUUAUCUUUUUAAUAUCAAAAGGAAAAAGCUGCAAGGGUGCAAAGGGCCUAUACCACCAGGAGAAAAACACAUAGGGAAACUUUUUUUUUUUAAAUCAAGUGUGGAGAGUAGUGAUUUUUAAACUAAAUGAUAGCAUUGUGAUAAAAUGGCAGUCCUCAAAGGUGUGACAAGUUCAUCUUUCUUUCACCAUAGGGGUUAUAGUUCUUUGGCUUGUGCUACUCUGGAAUCAUUUUACUGUUUGUUUUUAUUAUCUUAAGUGCUAAUUAAGAAGAAAUAAAAUUUAAAAAAAAACCUGUAGUUUCAUUACCUUUUUGAAUAAUGUCAUACAAAAAAUGUAUUUGUGUUUUUGUGCUGUGAGAAUUGUUGUUUGUAGAUUAAUAAUACCAUUUUGUUUAGAAAUACAAAAUAGUUUUAAAAUAUUGUCUGAGAAAAGCCAAAGUCAAUGCAACCUAGUGGAAACUGUAAGACCAUUUGAGUAUUGUUUGUUUUAUUGAUGCAUUUGGAUUUUGUUGUUUGAUGGAAUUUGAGCCAAAAAAAAAAAAAUGCAGGCUUUCCUAUUUCUACAACUGAUUGUACUUAUGCAUUUUGUACCAGUGGAAUUUUUUAUACUGGAGAUUAAAAAAAAAAUGGAAAUUUUUGUGGCUUACUCUAGUGGGCCCCCUGACAAUGACUGAUUUCAAGUAUGAUUUCUGGUUGAUAGAAAGAAAGUUGCUUUUCUUUUGAGAAUUAAAAACUUUGGCUUGGUUUCUUUUUUCCCUUUGCUUAUAUCUAGCAUUAGAAUUUUGUCUUAAAAUACAGCGGUAAGUUUCACUUUUUAUUCUGUAUUGUGCAGUUACACAAUAAGGUAAUUAGAUUUAGAAGUACUCAGUCACUUUAAGUGGAUAAAUGUAUUACUUAAAAACUUUAGUGGUUUGCUUUUUUGCUGUUUAGAUCAAAGUUUUUUCUGAUUCUUCUGUCUUCAUUGUGAACAUAACCGUGUAGUUGAAACAGUCAAACUUAUUUUUGUAACGUAUGUUAUUGUGUGAUGCGGUUUUUUGCUUCUGUCUUCAAUAUUAAACCAUUUUCCUAAUACUUGUUUCUCUCUCUGCGUGUUGUAUUGUUGGUGGUCAUUAUGUGUUGGUGAUGCAUCUACACACCUCACUGUGUCACGUAUCUGUUUUUUUCUCUAUGUUGUGUAAAGAGAUACAGUCGAUUCCACCUAAGUGAAUAUCUGAUUUGGGGAUGGGGAAACUGCACACAAGCCACCCUUCAUUUUAUAUACACACAAUCCACGACUUACAAUUUCCGCCUAUAAAGCUGGAUUUGCCGAGCCGCUUUUACAGAUAGGCUUUUGAACCUAAUGGUAAAUCCCACCUUCACUUCUGCCCACUUCCUAUGGCUAAAUGUAGGCCUAUUUGAAUAAAUAAAACAUUAGGACCAAACAAUCAAUAAAAACUGCUGCUGUAUAACCCUCAGAAAUUUGAGAAAUAGUGUGGGGGGGAGGGGCUUCUCUAUUUACUCAAGUCCAAAGGCAAAUCAUUACAAGUAAACAACUCUUAGAAACUCACCCCAUUUGCAAAAGAGGUGCGCUCUCAAAGAAAAACUAAUCAUACCUGGUGACUGAAAGAUAGAGAAAGAAUUAAACUUGAAGUCUCUGUGUUGUCAUCCAACCAACAGAUAUGUAUGGAAAAGUGAUUUAAAUAAUUAGUUUCAAUAAUUAAAGCUGCCCCUGUAUUCAAUUAGCUCUUAAUAAUACUUCCAAGUGCUGAAAUGGAAGCUCCACUCAGCCCGGUGGGGGUGGGAGGGGGAGAGCUAGCUAGCUUCCAUGGUCAAGCCUUCUUAGCACUGUCCAUUUCCAAACAAGAGGGUACUGUAAGCACCCACACUCUCCCUCCUGGAUGAAUGGUUAGUUUAAAGCCUUGCACCCAUUAUCACCCCAAUAGUUAUCAAAAAGUUCUAAAGAGAAAACUUUCCCUUACGCGCCCUCUAGUCACAGGCCCACCCUCUGCCCAUCUCUUAUGCUCAGGAAUCUGACUGCUCUCCAAGUGCUCUUAAAAGAUUCCACUGCUGUUUGCUCCCUGUGUCUUCUCACUCCUCCCAAUUUUCACACACACAAACUGACUCAGGCUCCACAGCACCGGGCCUCUUCUGGCUGCCAAUGAGUUGUUACUGCAGCUGUUACUCAGGCCCUUCACCCUCCAGACCUGAGACUGAAUCUUCUAGCUGACUCACUCACAGGGAGGCCUGGUGGGGGCUUAGGGGUCGGGGAGCAGGCUCUCCCCUAAGACCAAACACCUCAGUGAAGUGACUUCCACCAGCUCCCAUCCACACAGAUAGGAGCAGACUUCCAGCCACUACUUCUGCUUUAAGUCUCAGCAAAGCCUUCAUCAAUUUGCCUCUGAAGACCCACUAUUUACAUUAGUGGAAAAAGAGGGCUGAGUGUGAUUUUUUUUUUUGGGGGGGUGGAAGGUAUGGAAAAGGGGGGAAAGAGGAUGAUCAUUCUUGCCGAGAUGUGUUUAUUUUUUUAUACAUACAAGAAUACAAGUCUGUCCUCCAUUUGGCACAAGGCAAAAUACUCACAAUAAGUAAAAGAAGGGAAAGACAAAGCCACUUUGUUGUUUUUGGAAAAACAAGAAUUCUCCAAAGAAGGGGACAGAAACGCCGGUUCCCCUAAGCACUAUUGCUGUAAAGCUGGUCCCUGCUUAAACUGACACUUCUGUUUUGAUUCUGUCAACCCCUGUUGCAGUAUUAGUAAGGCACACCUGUGGGCCAAGCAUGGCUGACCCUGGGAAGUCACACAAUGUCACAUUUACCUUGCUGAUGGGGCCACAGGUCUGCCUAGCCUAUAGAGGUUACCUGCACUCCAGGGACCAGGACUCUUAGUGGACAGGCUAGAAAACACAGUGAACCUAAAUGUGAAUCGUUCCUGAUAAGUGAAUAAAACAUUGUGACCGAACAAUCAGCUUAUUCACUUAUCAGGAAUCGACUGUUCUGCUAAUUCGCUGUUUUUGUUUUUCAUCUCUGUUGUAGAUCACUAUUUUUGCUGUGUUCUGUUUUCUCCUCUCAUGCUUGGGCAAAUAUCACUGGGAUUAUCUUCAUGUGACCAUGAAACGUUUAUAUCGAGUGAAAAAUGAUACUUAACAAAAUCUAUGCACUUGCUAUCAGGAACACAAUACUGGAUGUGUCUUAUAUAUAUUGAACUAUAUAGUACUCGAUUUCUUAAAUAAAGCUUAAGAAAGGA
Molecule: messenger RNA, 7947 nt
Organism: Erinaceus europaeus (western European hedgehog)
Lineage: Eukaryota; Metazoa; Chordata; Mammalia; Eulipotyphla; Erinaceidae
Gene: CELF2
Product: CUGBP Elav-like family member 2
Exons: 14
Coding region: 582-2054 (490 amino acids)
Biological process (GO): mRNA splice site recognition; regulation of alternative mRNA splicing, via spliceosome
Cellular component (GO): ribonucleoprotein complex; cytoplasm; nucleus
Molecular function (GO): mRNA 3'-UTR binding
Source: RefSeq, a predicted model, not a curated record